ACAAAAGCUAUGGAGAACUCAACCCAAGUCAAGUUCUUUUAUCUCUUUGGCUUACAAGAGACAUUUAACAACAAAUCGGUCUAUUUUAUCUUGUCUCUUAUCACAUACCUUCUCAUCAUAACCGUGAAUUUGACUCUGAUCAUAACAAUCAUUCAGGAGAAAGGUCUCCAUGAGCCCAUGUAUAUCUUUCUGUGUAGUCUAAGUGUCAAUGGAUUGUAUGGAACUGCUGGUUUCUACCCCAAGUUUUUACUGGACCUUCAGUCAGAUGUUCAGGUGAUAUCUUAUGGUGGAUGUUUUACUCAAGCCUAUGUAAUAUACACAUCUGUCCUGUGUGAAAUUUAUACUCUAACAGUGAUGUCUUACGACAGGUAUGUGGCAAUAUGUAGACCACUACUAUACCAUAACAUUGUGACAUCUUUAACUGUUAGAAAGUUACUCUUAGUUGCUUGGUGUUAUCCUUUAUUUAUAGGACUCAUACCAGUUAGUUUAGCCGUCAGACUUCCUUUGUGUGGAUCUCGCAUUGAUAAACUCUUCUGUGACUGUCAGAGUGGUGUGUGUAGGUGA
Molecule: messenger RNA, 564 nt
Organism: Coregonus clupeaformis (lake whitefish)
Lineage: Eukaryota; Metazoa; Chordata; Actinopteri; Salmoniformes; Salmonidae
Product: olfactory receptor 1D2-like
Exons: 1
Coding region: 10-564 (184 amino acids)
Biological process (GO): G protein-coupled receptor signaling pathway
Cellular component (GO): membrane
Molecular function (GO): G protein-coupled receptor activity
Source: RefSeq, a predicted model, not a curated record